AUGGCAGCAUUGUAUAAUGAUAAAAUUUUUUUUGUUGGAGGUUCACGACCUAUACCUAAGACCUCGCCCGCAUGGAAUACAACUCAUCAAUUCAAUCUAUCAGACGAAGUGUUCUAUUUAGAUCUUUCGUCAUCAUUUACUGUUGAUUUACCUCCGUUCACGGAUCUUUCUGCAACUUCACGAGUACCAUUUGGCUGCGAAAAGGGAACAAUAGUAUCAGGAAUUAAUGGCGCACGUAUGUAUCUUGUUGGCGGAGUGCAGCAAGAUAUGACAACAUUUGGUUAUAAUACAACAAAUUCUAUCCUUUGGAUAUAUAAUGUAAAUUCACAAAGAUGGGACACUACUGGACAAGGAACUGAUGGUGCACCACUUCCUAGGCGCAGAUCCACCGCAACAACUAGUGACAAAAAUGGUGUAAUUUAUAUACUUGGUGGAAGGGUGGAAGUGGAUACUGGUUCAAAUGUAUUUACAAUAUUUGACGAUUUUUUCAUGUUUGACACUUUAUUACUGAAAUGGACAAAUAUGACUUCACUUCCUAAUCAUCCGUAUAAACGAAGUCAUAGUACUGCAACUUUAAUGCCUGAUGGAAGAAUUAUUUACAUAGGUGGUGUUACUCAAUCUAUCCCAGGUGUAGCUGCAACUCGUAUAAGCAUGAAUGAA
This is a messenger RNA of Racocetra fulgida, 660 nucleotides long. The record is from the annotation of a GenBank genome assembly. Lineage: Eukaryota; Fungi; Glomeromycota; Glomeromycetes; Diversisporales; Gigasporaceae.